This is a messenger RNA of Panicum virgatum (switchgrass), 345 nucleotides long. RefSeq lists its product as uncharacterized. Lineage: Eukaryota; Viridiplantae; Streptophyta; Magnoliopsida; Poales; Poaceae. The transcript is spliced from 6 exons. The record is from RefSeq and is a predicted model, not a curated record. Bases 43 to 345 code for a protein of 100 amino acids.
AGUGAUGAUGACUCAUAUGAUGCUUCAUAUGAUGACAACCAUAUGAAUAUGAAAGCACCAGGCCUCCAGCGGGCAACAGUACUAUCAUUAGUUGAGAGUGAUGAUGGCUCAUCUGAUGACAUCCAUCCUGAGAGUGGCAUGAGAGUGGCUGAAAACGCCUUUAACACACAUGCAAGUAACAAGAAAGUAAAGAUUGCAACGCCAUAUGGGCAGAAAACAGCCCAGGCUCCCUCGAAGCCACCUCUACAACUUUUACCUCGUCGCCCAGUCGCCCGUAGCAAGAAGAGGGAUAGAGUGGAGUUUGCAAUAGGAGGUGGGAUGCGAGGUCUGCUGGAGAUGGCCUGA